Messenger RNA from Asterias rubens (European starfish), 2230 nucleotides. Its product is annotated as AFG1-like ATPase. The coding region runs from base 283 to 1800 and encodes 505 amino acids. Gene Ontology annotation, cellular component: cytoplasm; mitochondrion. Gene Ontology annotation, molecular function: ATP binding; ATP hydrolysis activity. The record is from RefSeq and is a predicted model, not a curated record. The transcript is spliced from 12 exons. NCBI's taxonomy places the organism in Eukaryota, Metazoa, Echinodermata, Asteroidea, Forcipulatida, Asteriidae.
CGCAAUGUGUCCAUUUUCUGUACCGGUGAAUAGUUUAUUUCAUUUCUGCAUCUUUUGUGGUAUUUUUUGGAAGACUUGUGACUCAUAAACAAGGCAUUUUCCAUGCUUUGUUCGUUAGAGUAGUCUCUAAAGGUACAUGAACAUCCGAUGAGAUUAGUUGUAUAAGCUAAUUGGGGUAGCCUGUACAGUGCUAGUAUUGCUGAACAAUUUGGAUAUGUGGAGGGUAAAUAUCAAUCCAGUAGCAACAUAAUAAAAGAAUAGGGCAAGAAGUCAGAUGUCAAUAUGCUCAACGCCGUUAAAGAAGUUAUGAUCUUGCAGCCUUCAGCUUCUCCAGUUCUGUGCAGAGGAUUGUUUCAAAAAGCUAGGCUUCCACAUCGGACUGUAAGCAUCUGUACUGGUUGCCGACUAAAAAGUACAACAACUAAUUCUUCAAGAACAGCUACAUCCACAUACUUCAGUGAGACAAUCUCAUCGGAAAACAUAACGUACACCCAGCACCUAAGCAGUAAGACAAGCCGUGUGAAAAGACAAGAAAGACCAGGUCCCCUGUCUGCAUAUGACAGCUUAAUACAUCAAGGUGAACUCAAUGAUGAUGACCAUCAGAGGACGAUAGUCAAAAGUCUACAAGAUUUAUUUGACAAGAUAUCAGGAUAUCGGCCAACUGAGCCUGGCUUCUUCAACAAGUUAUUGGGAAAAGCUCCAGGUGCUGGACCCAAAGGUUUAUAUCUGCAUGGCAGUGUAGGAUCAGGCAAGACGAUGCUAAUGGACCUAUUCUAUCAAGAUGUAAAAGUCGACCGGAAGAAGAGGGCUCACUUCAACUCCUUCAUGCUAGAUGUUCAUUCCAGAAUUCAUGAAGUGAAGAGACAGAUCCCCAGGAAUCAUGACAGUCACAAGCCUCGUCCCUUUGACCCUAUCUCACCUGUAGCUAAGGAUAUCAGUAGUGAAACAUGGCUACUCUGCUUUGAUGAGUUCCAGGUGACUGAUAUAGCAGAUGCCAUGAUCCUAAAGAGACUGUUUACUGAGUUGUUUGACAAUGGAGUUGUUGUUGUGGCAACAUCUAACAGAGAGCCGGAUGACUUGUACAAGAACGGACUUCAACGCAGUAAUUUUGUUCCUUUUAUUGAAAUAUUAAAGCGUCAUUGUAAUAAGCUUCAACUAGACUCUGGCAUUGAUUAUAGAAAAUUAGAUGCUAUUGAAAGAGGCCAAGUAUUCUUUGUGAAGAGUAAGUGCAAUGCUGAUGAAGAAAUGGAGAGAAUAUUUGACAGCUUGGCCCAGAAAGAGGAUGCUGUUAUACAUAGUAGAACCAUCCAUCUUAUGGGCAGGGAAUUGAAAAUACCGAUAGCAUGUGGAAGAAUUGCAAGCUUUUCAUUCUCUGAUCUAUGUGAAAAGCCGUUGGGGGCAGGUGACUACCUGGCUAUUGGGCGUGAGUUUGAUACAGUCUUUAUACGAGACAUCCCCCAGAUGUCUCUCACCAUGAAGACGGCUGCUAGACGAUUCAUCACAUUGGUUGACAACUUCUACGAUAACAAGGUGAGACUUGUGUGUUCGUCUGAUGCAGAACCAGAGCAACUAUUUGCAACAAGUAAAUUGACCCAAAGAGAUAUUGAUGAUCGUAGGAUGCUCAUGGAUGACCUCAAUAUAAGUAUGGAUGUGAGUAGUUCAUCAGCAAGUAUAUUUACUGGUGAGGAAGAACUCUUUGCCUUUGAGAGAACAAUUUCAAGAUUGACUGAGAUGCAAAGUGAGGAAUAUUGGAAGAGUAACAUGGAGACAGACCAAGCUGUGAGGAAGGAAGAGUUAUGAUAACACCUGUAAAUUCUCCCCAAUUUUUAUUUGUCCCUGAAAUGUGUUGUAGCAUUUUUAUGAUCACUAAUAUUGAUAACUUCCCCAAGGCAUUGUAUGAGUUAUCCCCUCUUCAUUCUCUUGUUUGACUGAACGAUUUAAAGUAAUUGAAACUAUUUGAUUAAUUUAUAUGGCUGACAGAAGUUGGAAAGUACACACCUCUUAAUCUAUAAUGCUACAGUAAAGUGAACCAGAUCUACAAUGCGAGUAUUGUGUUACAAUGGUCCACCGCACCCUAGCUUAUACCAAACUGUCUAUAAACUCGUUUUCCCCAUCAGUUACAAUUACCAUUUAGUAUGGAUGCGUUGAAAAGGUGUUUCCAUUUAAAGGAACACGUUGCCUUGGAUCGGUCGAGUUGGUCUUUGAAAAGCAUUUGUAACCGAUUGUUAUA